Lolium rigidum is the source of this 1830-nucleotide messenger RNA. RefSeq names its product FBD-associated F-box protein At5g38590-like. The record is from RefSeq and is a predicted model, not a curated record. NCBI's taxonomy places the organism in Eukaryota, Viridiplantae, Streptophyta, Magnoliopsida, Poales, Poaceae. Bases 1 to 1554 code for a protein of 517 amino acids. The transcript has 3 exons. Gene Ontology annotation, molecular function: protein binding.
AUGGAGCAAUGCGACGCGGAGAUCCCAUCCAGGGUAGGCGGGCUUUCCUACGGCGGCGACGGCUACAGGGAGGACCGCCUCAGCGCGCUUCCCGACGACUUGCUUAUCCAUAUCCUUCUCAAGAUCCUCGACGCCGCCGGCGCCGCGCGGACCAGCGUCCUCUCCCGCCGCUGGCGCCGCCUCUGGACCCUCCUGCCGGAGCUCCUCUUCCCCAACAGUAACCCCCAUCACAUACGCCUCGCCCUCACCGCCCAUGAAGCGCCGGCCCUACGCAAGCUCGCCGUCACCGUCACAGACCCCAACCCUGAGUCCGUGGCGGCCUGGCUUCCCAUCGCCGCGCGCCGCCUCUCUGGCGAUCUUUUCCUCUUUAACAUGGCUCAGCGGAACGAAUCGGAGGACGAGGCCGGGGAAAGAGGCGCCUUUGAGCUCCCCUGCUUCGAGAGGGCCACCGCAAUCGUGCUCCCCUGCCAAGGGCCCCUUGCCCUUGAGGUCUCCAUGCCGCCUGCCGGUGUAUUCGCGCAGCUCACUGCUCUCAAGCUAGUCUGCGUCGAUCUACAUGGCCCGUGCAGGCUCGGUGAACUUGUCUCCUCGCCGCGGUGCCCAUCUUUGCGGAAACUCAUCAUCGACAAUGCCAGGGGUCUGCGCAACUUCACCAUUCAUUCCAAGUCUCUCCUGUAUAUCGAGCUGAAGAAUCUGUGGCCAGAUGAUCUCCUUGGUUUGGGCAACUUCACCGUUCAUUCGGACUCUCUGAAGCGAAUGACGCUGAAGAGUCUGCAUUCCUUGCAGCAGCUCACUGUUACGGCACCAGUACUCAGAUUUCUAAGUGUGAGCUUCUGCUUUAAUCCCAGCAGUAAUCAACCCGUUGCAAGCAUCUCGGCCCCUCAGCUGGUAACCCUCCAGUGGAGGGAUAUUUAUCAUACAACCUACACCCAGCUUAAGAUGGAAAAUCUACAACUGCUGGGGGCCAACCACUUUUUUGUAUAUGGACAAGAGCUACACAAGAUGUACAAUAGCAAUUGUGUGGGGCUUCUACGGCGCUUUGAGCUCAUCGAGAAUGUCGUAUUAACGCUUCUCUAUCACAUGGAAAUUACUAACCACGAGUACUUGAUGGAAGACAUGGCAAGGCUCCCAAACAUCGCAGUCAUGGGCCUGUAUAUAGAUGCAAACAGACAUUCCUUUGGAGGCAGUUUGUUCCAUCUCCUCAGUAUCUGUACUGGUGUCAAAAAGCUGUCUCUUACACUUCUUGGCAGAACUUGCUGUCUGGCGGCACAUACUGAUGCGUGCCGAUCAGACUGUGUCUGCAAUGAGCAAUCUAACUGGAAGACCGAGGAACUAGUGCUGGAUCGCCUCAAAGAAGUAGAAGUUUGUGAGCUGAGAGGAACUGAGCGUGAAGCUGCUGUUCUGAAACGGUUAUUCGAUUGGGCAAGGGUGCUAGAAACCAUGACGGUAACUUUCGAUCGCUCCAUCCCUGCAAGCAAGGCCAAGGAGUUCUGCCGGAUGCUACAAAGCUUCUCAAGGCCAGAUGUUUGCAUGAAAGGCCCACACUUUGCCUGAUCUAGCCGUAGCGCCACUUGUUCAAGAACAGUUUGCUUGCUACAGAAGCUUGUCACUUAGGCUGGUGGUCGCUUUGUAGUUCUCAUGUCCAGUGUCAGUAUCAACUGCAGUGUUUUAUGAACUUCAGAAUCUGGUAUAUCCUUCCAAGAUGUUAAGAGGCUGUAUCAAUUGCAGCUUUUGCGACUAUCUUAUAUUGUAGGUUACGGGAUGUGCUAGACUGUUAAAACAUGCUUGAUGGUUUGUUUACUCUACAUAUGGAGGUCUAAACGUUAGCUC